Endocarpon pusillum Z07020 is the source of this 456-nucleotide messenger RNA. RefSeq lists its product as uncharacterized. Gene Ontology annotation, cellular component: DASH complex; mitotic spindle midzone; mitotic spindle pole body. The record is from RefSeq and is a predicted model, not a curated record. The transcript is spliced from 2 exons. Bases 1 to 456 code for a protein of 151 amino acids. Lineage: Eukaryota; Fungi; Ascomycota; Eurotiomycetes; Verrucariales; Verrucariaceae. Gene Ontology annotation, biological process: attachment of spindle microtubules to kinetochore; mitotic cell cycle.
AUGCCCUACGCUCCUCGUCCCACCACAGUCCUCCCCGCCUCAACCACCACCUCUCGCCAUACAAACACCAGUUCAACCUCUUCGCAACACUCCGCUCUAGCAUCACGCAUCGCUGCGAAGCGAAGCGAGCUCGAGAAUCUGAAACAGCUUCGUGACCUGAGCGGUGCGCUGGCCGAGCAGAUGGGCGCGUUGGAGGAGAAGUUGGCUACAUUAAGGGACGGGACAGAGGCGGUGGCCUGUGUGCUUGCGAAUUGGGAUAAUGUGCUCCGGGCUAUCAGUAUGGCGUCAAUGAAAGUCCCGAAGCCUACUGCAACAGCAAACGGCGAGGAUGAGGAGCAGCAGCAGCAGGGCCAAAAGGAUGGGGAAGACCCAAAACUCCCUGUGACGCUGGUGAGGAUACCCGCUCAGUCGCAGGAUCCAAGACAUAGAAGGUUGGAAGCAGAUAGAACAUCGUGA